Rotaria sp. Silwood2 is the source of this 2256-nucleotide messenger RNA. NCBI's taxonomy places the organism in Eukaryota, Metazoa, Rotifera, Eurotatoria, Philodinida, Philodinidae. The record is from the annotation of a GenBank genome assembly.
AUGGCGACUCAUGCAGGAAAUCCAAAUAUGGAAUUAUUAAUUCCGAUGAUCAAUCAACUUCAACAUAUAUUUACAUCAGUUAAUGCAAAAUUGACAUUAACACUGCCACAGAUAGCAGUUGUUGGUGCUCAAUCAGCUGGUAAAAGUUCUGUACUUGAAAAUAUUGUUGGACGUGAUUUUCUUCCUCGUGGUGGAAACAUGGUUACAAAACGACCGCUUGUGCUGCAAUUGAUAACAUCACAAGGACAAGAAUAUGCUGUAUUUGGACAUAAACCACAACAAAGAUUUAUUAAUUAUGCUGAUGUUCGAGCAGAAAUUGAAAAUGAUACUAAAGCUGUUGUACGAGAUGAUUUGGGAGUAUCAAAUAUGCCAAUUAAUUUAACAAUUUUUUCACCACAUGUUGUUAAUCUUACUCUGGUCGAUUUACCAGGCAUGGUUAAAGUUCCAGCUCAAGGGCAACCUCCGGAUAUUGUGAAAAAAAUCGAUGAUAUUAUUCUCGAAUAUAUAAGCAAUGAAAAUUGUCUUAUUCUAGCUGUUACACCAGCUAAUAUAGAUCUUGUUACAUCAGAUGCUUUAGUUAUGGCACGUAGUCGAGAUCCAAUGGGUAAACGUACAAUUGGUGUAUUAACUAAACUUGAUAUGAUGGGCAAAGGACAUAAUGCUCGUGAUGUACUUUUAAACAAAGUUGUUGUUCUCGAACGAGGUUUUAUUGGUGUUGUUCUUCGUGGCCAACGUCUUGAUGAAUUUGGUCGAGCAUCAAAAGAAUUAGACAUUCCGGCUGCAUUAGAAAAUGAACGCCAAUUUUUUCAAAAUGAUCCAGCAUAUCGUGAUAUUGCUGAUCGAUUAGGUGUACCAUAUUUACAACGGUCACUUAGUCUUCAAUUAACUGAACAUAUACUUAAAUGUUUACCUGAUCUACAACGAGAAUUACAAGGUCGACAUCGUGAUUUAGCAAAAGAAGUUGCUGAAUAUCGUGCAUCAGCUAUGUUUGAAACUUCAUCAAGUUCGGAUACAAAAGCGCUUGUUGGGUUAACGCAUGAAUUACAUGAAACUUUUGACACAGCGUUACAGGGUACACAUUUGAAAGAAGCUGAUUUAAAAACAUUAACUGGUGGUGCACGUAUUGCUAACAUAUUUCGUGAACGUUUUCCAUUUGAAUUAGUCAAAACCGAAUUACAAGAUAAAGAUAUGCGUAAUCAAACAAUAGUUGCAAUUAAAAAUAUUCGUGGUUUUCGAUCGGGUCUUUUUACUCCCGAUGAAGCAUUUGAAUAUAUUGUACAAAUGCAAAUAUCUAAAUUUGAAGAUCCAGUUAUGAAAUGUGUUGAUAUGGUUGUAUCAGAAUUACUUUCUAUUAUUCAUGAAUCAACGAACAAAAUGAAACGUUAUCCAUUACUAAGACAAACUACAGAAGAUUUAUUAACACAAUAUUUACGAGAACGUGAAAUUGCAACUAAACAAGCUUGUGGCACUUAUAUUCAAACUCAAUUAUCUUACAUUAAUACAAAUAACGAAGAUUUUAUUGGAUUUGCAGGUGCUGAAAAAACAGUUGCUGCUGGUGAAACCAAACGAACUGUUACCAAUCAGGUUAUUCGUAGAGGAUUUCUUCGUGUUCAUACUGGUGUUAAAUUAUUUCAAGCAAGAGAUUAUUUCUUUGUUUUAUCAACCGAUAAUCUUUCUUGGUUUACAGAUUCUGAUGAAAAAGAAAAAAAAUAUAUGUUACCAUUAGAAAAUCUUAAAAUUCGUGAUGUUGAAGGUGGUUUUAUGGCAAAACGACCACAAUUUGCAAUAUUUAAUAUCGAAGCAAAAAAUGUUUAUAAAGAACAUAAAACUCUUGAAUUAUCGGUUGAUAAUACUGAAGAACUUGACACAUGGAAAGCAUCAUUUUUACGUGCUGGUGUUUACCCAGAACGUGAACAACCACCAGAAGAUCCACAAGUAGCAGCUGAAGUUGGUCCUGUUGAUCCACAUAUGGAACGACAAGUUGAAACGAUAAAUAAAUUAGUAACUUCAUAUAUGCAAAUAGUUGCUCGAAUGACACGUGAUUACAUUCCAAAAACAAUUAUGUAUCAUAUUGUUCAAAGUAUACAAAAAUUUGUAGCUAAAGAAUUAUUAGCCCAUCUUUAUGCUGUUCCUGAUCCAAAAUCAUUGUUACAAGAAUCUGAAGAAGAACGACAACGACGGGAAUCAAAACUUGCAGAAUUUGACGCGAUUAAGAAUAAUAUAGCUCCAGAGACAAAUGUCAAUGAAAAUUCUUGA